Messenger RNA from Aspergillus candidus, 911 nucleotides. RefSeq lists its product as uncharacterized. Lineage: Eukaryota; Fungi; Ascomycota; Eurotiomycetes; Eurotiales; Aspergillaceae. The transcript has a single exon. The coding region runs from base 175 to 627 and encodes 150 amino acids. The record is from RefSeq and is a predicted model, not a curated record.
GUGGAAAUCCCUUUUGAGACAGCUUUGGAGCAGGGACAGUCUGCUGAGGAGGUUGAUGAGGCGCGGAGUUCGUUUGGGGUUCGGUGGGUGAGGGUAUCUGAUGAUGAUGGUGAUGAUGAUGAAUCCCAGGGAAGGGACAACACUGUUGAGCGGCUACGCGCGCAGUAUCACUCGAUGCAGGAGCAAGAGUCUGGUCUCUUCCUACCGAUCUUCCUGGUUGUGUCUUCGUCGGCCGUGGCGUCUGUGCUGUCUACGAGUGAAAGUGGAGAUGAGAAAGUGAGAACGACCAGUCCGCGGUGGAGAACCGGAGCGCCGUUCCUGCUUGCGGUUGCUGCGACGGAGGAUCAAGGUGUUGUGAGUGACGAUAAUGACCAGGAGGCUGGUGGGGAGAAAGACUGGUUCAAGUCUGUCUUUCGUGUUGCGAUGGAGGUACUGGUAGAUGAGCUGUGGCCGGUGGUCGAGGAGCAGAUGACGACGCUGGGGAGGAUGACGAGAUUUGUACAGCAGGCGGAGGUGACGGAAGAUAUACCAAUUUUAAUAGAUGAGGAAGAUGGAUUGGAUUCUAUCUGGUGGUCUGUACAUGCGCCGCCGCGUCAUAUGAGGAAGCGGAGAAGAUUGUUUACAUAGACUCAAGAUUAUUACUCUUAUAUAGUAAGUCUCCAUCCCGUCUACUGCCUCAGCUUAGGCGAGCUCACUUCCCGAAGUCUAUCGCCACACUACAUCCAAAGGCGCCGUCGUUGAAGUAGGGCGUCGACUGUUGGUGCUAGGGAUGGUGAUGAAACAUACACGCGAAAUACAACUGGCCUGUUGUAUAGUCUAGCGGACCUUUGUAUUUGCACGGAAAACACGGCAUCGACUCAGUACGUGACUGGGACAGAUAAGGCCAAGUUGCAUUGGGCUGAGGUGCCAGA